GGUCGUUUAUUUGCACCGGUGUAGUAGAGCUCACCUUCGAUUUCUUUAAAGAAAAAGUCUUCUAAAGGUUUCAGAAACUCCCUGAACAAAAUUUGUGUUAGCCUCUGGCCGUUUUGGAAAGGACAUUCCGGGAUGUGUCGAAGCUUUUACACACAGAGGAGGCUUUCCUGAUGGACGACACGAUUUCUUUUGCUUUCAGGUUAAAGAAUUUCAAGCUGCAAGUACUAACACCAUAGCUUAUGAUACAUACCACAAGUCACUUUAAGUCCUUUGACAGUGCAAAAGGUCCAAUCUAAAGUUAUUGAAGUGUAGUUUCUAUUCGGUUUUCUAAUUUGGAUACUGCUGUUGACUGUUUCUUUUCCAAGAUGGCGUCAUCAUCUGCUCAGCCGACGGAGUUAGAAUGUGCAGUCUGCAUGAAUGGCUUCACCACACCAAAGAUUUUACAAUGUGGACAUCUUCUCUGCCUUGGAUGUGUCAUUUCCUGGAUGGAUUCAAAACCUAACGCUGGAUGUCCUCUGUGCAGAUCUCCUAUAGUCGAGAAACAAGGUCGACCAGGUCAAAGUUCAGCUGACAUUGCCGAUGCCCUGCCAACAGAUUUCGUGAUGGAAGCGCUGGUGGAUAGCGCUCGUGUGCUGAAUAAAGAUCCUGUUUGUUGUGUAUGUGAUGGUGUCAGUGCGGAGUUUAUCUGUAUACAGUGUCAGGACAUGUUGUGUUCAGGGUGUGCCAAGGCUCAUAAAAAGUUUUCGUCGACUCGCAAUCACGAUGUGGAAGGUCUCAGCACUGUGACACCUGAACGUCUGGCUGCCAGCCGCCCUGCACUGUGUGCUGACCACGGCGACAAACACGCGAAAUACUUUUGUGGCGACCACCGCCUCGCUGUCUGUUUACUUUGCAGCUUCAUGAAACACAAAAACUGCUCCUUAAUGAGAGAAAUGGACGAAGAAAUGAAGUCAGCUGAGUCUUCAACGACUGAUUUGACGAACAGACUCUCUCUGGCGGAGAAGCUUGUGGAACAGGCGAUGGCUGAGGUGGACAAUUGUUUGGAGGAUGUGGACAUCAGUGAAGCAAACGACGUGUCACAGGUAGACGCUGUAUGUGACCGUCUUCGCAAUCUGGUGGAAGGUUUUCGAAACAAAUUAAAGGAAAUCAGCCGUUUAUCCCAUUCGCAAGUCAGGACAUCACUCAAAGAGUUUAAAUCCUCACUUGGAGGGCGACUAGGGACCGUGAUGUCACACAAAAAUAUUGUGGCUCGAGUCCGAUCGGUGGCACCGUGUCCUGCACUCAUACACGCAACCAAAACUCUAACAGACAGGGUCAACAGCCUUGACAUCGAUGCUGACCUAGAAGCUGAUGUCCAGGCUAAUCCUUCCCUAGAUACAACUUGCUAUAAAGACAUAGUCAGACACAUUGAGAAAGACCUACAAAUGCUGGGAAGGAUGAAAAGCGAUCUUCAGAGGCAACACCUGGCUUUUCAUGCAAAUUCUGGCAUCUUCAGUACACUGAUCUUAGACAAGAAAAUUGCAGGACAGAAAAAUGAUGGACUUUAUUUUGCAAGACCUGGAGUAGUGGCAUCUUGUCGGCCGGUAGAGCCAAACGUUUUAUAUCAGGUCAGAGUAGACAAAACUAUGUCCAAAGGUUUCGUGUACUAUGGAAUAACAGAAACUAAACCCUCCAAACUUGACUCACUUCAAAAAAACUACGGUCUUUCAAGAUGGAGACACUUGACAAUUGAAAAAGGGCUGAUAGGAGUGAUGAAAGAUUCAUCUAAUCAUCUUCACUUUUACUUGGACGAUCAAAAGAUAGACACCGACACAGGUGAUAUUCCUCGGCACUGCUAUGCCGUGUUCGUGCUCUUACCUGGCGUCCUGAAGACUGCACUGCCACCAGAGAAUGAGAACCACAUAAAAUUUUGUUAUCUUUGUGUUUGUAUAAGCAGAAGCUUUGAUUCCAAAAUGGAUGAACCACAAGAACGAAAAUGUGUUGUGUGCACGAAUUACUACACCACUCCAAAGAUUCUACCCUGUGGUCAUCUCAUGUGUCAACAAUGUGUCAUUUCUUGGAUGUACUCAAAACCUAGAGCUGGGUGUCCGCUGUGUAGAUGUCCUAUAGUAGAGCAGUCAGAUGGAAGUUCGUCCGACACUGUUGACGCCCUGCCGACAGACUUUGUGAUGGAAGCGCUGGUGGAGAGCGCUCGUGUGCUGAGUAAAGAUCACCUUUGUUGUGUGUGUGACACCAAAAAGGCUGAAAAUAUUUGUAUUCAGUGUCAAGACAAAAUGUGUUCAUCAUGUGCACAACUACACAAGAAGAUGUCGGCGACUCGCAGUCACGAUGUGGAGAGUGUCAGCACUGUGACACCUGAACGUCUGGCUGCCAGCCGCCCUGCACUGUGUGCUGACCACGGCGACAAACAGGCGGAGUUCUUCUGCCGCGAGCACCGCCUCGCUGUCUGCAGAGCCUGUAAGGCUAACAAACACAAAGUAUGUCUGAAAGUAAGCUUUCUUGACGAUGAAACAGAAUCAGUACAAAAAUCGCUGAACGACUUGACAAAGAUUCUGGUAGAAGCGGAGCAGAAGCUAGAGCAGGCUAUAGGUCAGCUGACGUCACGUCUACAGGAAGUUGAUGUCAGUGAACAAGAAGACAUGGCGCAGGUGGACAAGUCAUGUGACCGACUUCAGAAGCUGGUGGAAGAUUUUCGAAACAAGUUGAAGGACAAGACUCGCACGUCACAUCUCCAAAUCAGGAAUUCCAUACGUGACGUCAAGACUGCCCUGAGCAACCGUCUAGGGAAGGUGACGUCACACAAACACAUUGUGACGCGAGUGACGUCAGUGUCACCACGUCCUGCACUGAUACACAUGACACAGGCUCUGACAGACAGGGUCAACAGCCUUGACCUCAGCGCCGACUUGCAAGGAGAGGUGUGGGUGAAGCCCUCAUCAAGUGUAGAGAGUUGUCAAGAAGUUGUAGGACGGAUAGAACAAGAGCUACUGACAUUCGAACAGCAGAAAACAAAGACAAAGCUGGACCCACAGCCACCAGUCCUUGUGUUCCACGACAACUGCGGAACCAACAUUCGUCUGACGAACGGUAACAGGACCGCGGAGAAGAUAAAGUCACAUGCCAUCUACCACGGGGUGGUCGUGUCACGUGAUGCAAUGGUGGCGGAUGUCUUGUAUGAAGUCAGAGUUGACACAAUAUCAGGUGAGAACAGCGAGCUAUUAUUAGGAGUGACAAAGAUAUCUCCUGAACGUCUCCUUGUGAUAAAGUUUUCUACAGACUGGAAAGACUCCGUUAUCAUCUCGCCCAGUCUGGUCGCACACCAGGCAAAACUUGUGUCGACACCGAUAGGAAAAGGUCUCCAGAGGCUUCAAGUCGGGAGUCGAGUCGGGGUCCUGGUGGACUCAUCAAACGAUCUUCACCUCUACAUCGAUGGACAGGACCAGGGUGUGGCAGCAACAGGUGUCACCCUGCCCUGUUUCGCUGUCUUUGAUCUCUGGAGUACAGUGACUAAGGUGACAGCCCUUCCUGUAUCUAGGAGGACAUGAAGAAUAUCAGAGAACAAGAAGUCUGAAAAAGUCUGAAACAAAGAAAAACAAAAAAGAAUAUGUUCGUGACUAACCUGAGCUUGAAUAUCCCCAAUGAGAGCCCCAAUGAAUUUGUUUCGUCAACCUGUUUUCUAUGCAAAACAAAAAGAGUAUUAAUUUGUGUAUUAUUUUUUCCCUUUAAUUUCUUGGUUAUUAAAAACUCUAUGCCCUG
This is a messenger RNA of Pomacea canaliculata, 3756 nucleotides long. RefSeq lists its product as uncharacterized. Gene Ontology annotation, molecular function: zinc ion binding. The record is from RefSeq and is a predicted model, not a curated record. NCBI's taxonomy places the organism in Eukaryota, Metazoa, Mollusca, Gastropoda, Architaenioglossa, Ampullariidae. The transcript has 10 exons. Bases 366 to 3545 code for a protein of 1059 amino acids.